Miscanthus lutarioriparius is the source of this 711-nucleotide messenger RNA. The record is from the annotation of a GenBank genome assembly. NCBI's taxonomy places the organism in Eukaryota, Viridiplantae, Streptophyta, Magnoliopsida, Poales, Poaceae.
AUGGCGACCGAUGUGCAGCUCAGGGAGUGGGUCUCCGACAAGCUCAUGAGCCUCUUGGGCUACUCCAAGGACGUCGUCGUCCAGUACGUCAUCAGGCUUGCGAAGGAGUCCUCUUCAACGGGUGACCUCGUGGGCAAGCUCGUCGAGUUCGGGUUCACCUCGUCUGCGGAGACCCGUGCCUUCGCGUCGGAUGUCUACGCCAAGGUUCCCCGCAGGGCCAGCGGCAUCUGUAAUUACCAGAAGCAGGAGAGGGAGGCGGCAAAGCUUGUCCAGAAACAGAGCACUUACAAGCUGUUGGCCAACGAGGAUGACAAUACUGACAACCAGACACCAACAAGUCAAAAGACCUCAACAAAUCCAUCAUCUAAGAGUCGGAAGCAUUUCAGGAGGAAAGCAGAUCAAGACAGUGGUGAUGAUGAAAUAGUGGCAAAAAAUUCUGGAAGGAAUGUCCAUCGGCGAACAGAAGAGGAGGAUGAAGAAGGUGGCGCCGGCAGUUCUGAUGAAGAGAAAGAAAGGAUUAGAGGUCAGCAGGAAAAGGCCCAGCUAGAAAUGAACAUGAGAGAAAGAGAUGCGGCUAACACAAGGAAGUUGAUGGAGCGACAAUUAUCUAAGGAAGAACAAGAAGAGCUUACUAGAAGAUCUCAAGCAAUGGACAAGAAUGACACAUCUGAUCUGAGAAAAUUCUCAAGGCAAGCAUACCUGCAAAAGUGA